AUGAUCAGAGUCAGUGUGAAAGAAGCGGCUGGCGACGUGGAAUCCAUCCUGGGGCGGUUUGUACUGUUUGUCUUUGUCUGCCAGGGUGAGGUGGAAUCCGUCCUGGGGCACCUGUACAGGCUCAGUCUGUUAUUGAUAAACUUAAGAGUAAAAUGCAACAUAUGUUUAUUACUAACCCACCAACACACUUGGGAUGACUGUCAGCAGUUUUUACAGGCCCUCCUGACCACGGAAGAGCGGCAGCGGGUUUUCACAGAAGCCCGCAAAAAUGUGCCGGGGGAUGACGGCUGCCCCACUCAGCUACCUAACGAGAUUGAUGAGGUGUUCCCGCUGACUCGACCUAAUUGGGAUUUCAAUACGACAGCGGGUAGGGAGUGACUCCGUCUCUACCGCCAGGUUCUCCUGACAGGGCUCCAAGGGGCAGGAAGGCGCCCCACCAAUUUGGCCAAGGUACGUGCGAUUGUGCAGGGUAGUGAGGAAACUCCGGCAGGAUUUUUAGAAAGGCUAAUGGAAGGAUACAGAAUGUAUACUCCCUUUGACCCACAGGCCCCUGACCGGCAGGCCGAUGUAAUCAUGUCCUUCAUUGGACAAUCGGCCCCGGACAUCCGCACAAGGCUACAGAGGCUGGAGGGGUUGCAGGGGUAUACACUGCAGGACCUAGUUAAGGAGGCAGAAAAGAUUUUCAAUAAAAGAGAAACAAAAGAGAAAAGAGAAGAGAGGUUACGCAGAGAACAGGAACGUAGGGAAGACCAGAGAGAUAAAAAAAAAAAAAAGAACAAGGACUUAGUUAAAAUCCUGGCCACCGCAGUCACAGGACCAGAGCAGACUAAAGGUAGACAAGAUAGGGACCUGGGAGACAAACGGAGGCCACGGUUGGACCGAGACCAGUGCGCAUACUGCAAGGAAAAAGGACACUGGGCUAAGGAUUGCCCAAACAAAGGACAGUCAAGGCGCCAGCGGAGAGCGAUGCCCGUCUUGGCGCUGGAAGACGACGACUAGGUAGGUCAGGGCCAGGCGCCUCCCCCUGAGCCCCGGGUAACUCUAAAAGUGGGAGGCCGGCCAGUCACCUUCCUGGUUGAUACGGGAGCCCAACAUUCAGUCCUCACAACGGCCGGAGGCCCCCUUAGUUCCAAGACAUCAUGGGUCCAGGGGGCCACUGGAGGAAAACUGUACAAAUGGACUACUGAGCGUAAAGUCGACCUGGCAACAGGGCGGGUCACGCAUUCGUUUCUACUAGUGUCGGACUGCCCAUACGCCCUGCUGGGAAGGGAUCUGCUCUCAAAGGUUGGGGCCCAGAUCCAUUUCCAAGACAAGGGAGCCACAGUAGUCGGCCCCGCAGGCCAACCCCUCCAUGUGUUGACCCUCCAGCCGGAAGACGAACACUGCCUUCACGAGAGCCCCCUAUCAGCUCAGCUCCAAGUAACAUCUGAAUGGCUUACUAAAUUCCCCCAGUCUUGGGUGAAAACGGGAGGAGUAGGGCUGGCUAUCAGACAGCCCCCAGUGAUAGUAAACCUGAAGCCCACGGCCACUCCCAUAUCAAUCCGCCAAUACCCUAUGGCUGCGGAGGCGAAGGAUGGAAUUCGACCACACAUACAGAGACUGAUAAAACUGGGCAUAUGGAGACCUUGUCGGUCACCUUGGAACACCCCUUUGUUACCAGUCAAAAAGCCUGGCUCUAAUGAUUACAGGCCAGUGCAAGACCUAUGGGAAGUAAACCGUAGGGCUGAGGACAUUCACCCCACGGUCCCUAACCCAUACAACCUGUUGAGCACCCUGCCCCCGACCCGAACUUGGUAUACAGUGCUUGACUUGAAAGAUGCCUUCUUUUGCCUAAGACUGAGUCCCCAGAGUCAACCUCUCUUUGCCUUUGAGUGGAAAGACCCGGAGACUGGGUCUUCGGGACAACUAACGUGGACCAGGCUUCCCCAAGGGUUCAAGAACUCCCCUACGCUGUUUGAUGAAGCCCUACACCAGGACUUGGUGGACUUCUGGGUAAGCCACCCAGAGUUGACUCUCCUACAAUACAUGGAUGACCUAUUGUUAGCUGCAGAGACUGAGCAGGGUUGCACCAGAGGUACGGAGGCCCUACUCUGUAGGCUGGGAGAGCUAGGAUACAGGGCUUCCGCGGAAAAGGCCCAACUUUGCACCCAACGCGUGACCUACCUAGGCUACGUAUUGGAGGGGGGUCGGAGGUGGCUGACUGAGGAACGGAAAAAGGCUGUAGCGCUCAUCCCGCUGCCUAAAAAUGCUCAUCACCUCAGGGAGUUCUUGGGCAGCGCCAGUCUCUGCCGCCUCUGGAUACCGGGUUUUGCAGAGAUGGCAGCAUCCCUGUACCCCCUAACCAGGACAAAUUCCCCGUUCAUCUGGGGAAGGGAACAACAAUUAGCUUUCGACAGAAUAAAACGGGCCCUCUUGGAGGCCCCUGCAUUAAGCCUCCCGGACCCCGCUAAGCCCUUUACCCUCUAUGUGGAUGAAAAAGGGGGAAUGGCAAAGGGUGUCUUGACUCAGGAUUUGGGGCCCUGGAAAAGACCUGUGGUGUAUUUCUCAAAGAAACUGGACAGUGUCGCCUCGGGGUGGCCCCCUUGCCUCCGCAUGAUUGCGGCUGUGGCCGUCUUGGUGAAAGACUCAGACAAAUUGACUUUGGGGCAACUACUCACCAUAAUGGCACCCCAUGCCAUCGAGGCCAUCAUCCGCCAACCGCCAGAUAGAUGGCUCUCGAACGCCAGGGUCACCCACUACCAGGCCAUGCUGCUCAACCCUGAACGGGUCCGGUAUGGAACUGCUGCCUCGAUCAACCCGGCCACCCUGCUUCCUGGGCCGGGGUCUGAAUCACAAGUCGACCACGACUGCCACCAAGUGUUAGCCGAAGUGCACGGGACCCGAGAGGACCUGACCGAUCUACCCCUGUCAAACGCAGUCACCUGGUAUACGGACAGGAGCAGCUUCUUGCACCAAGGUGAGAGAAAGGCAGGGGUGGCGGUGGUUGAUGGGGAAACUGUCAUAUGGGCCUCUGCUCUGCCCCCAGGGACUUCGGCACAGAAGGCUGAACUUGUGGCCCUCACCCAAGCACUUCGUGCCGCUGAGAAUCGGAGAGUAAAUAUUUAUACAGACAGCCGUUAUGCCUUUGCCACAGCGCAUAUACAUGGGGAAAUAUAUCGGAGGAGAGGGUUGCUAACCUCAGGGGGCAAGGACAUUAAAAAUAAGCAGGAGAUCCUAGACCUCCUACAAGCCCUCCACCUUCCUAAGAAAGUGAGCAUCAUCCACUGCCCAGGUCAUCAGAAGGGAGAUGACGCAGUGGCCAAGGGGAAUAGAAUGGCGGAUGAGGUAGCUAAAACAAGGGCCCUGGACAGCGUCACUCUAGUAACGCAGUCAUCUGAAACCUCAAAUAACCCUGGGUGGUCAUAUUCGGAGCAAGAUGUGACAGCUAUCCAAAGACUGGGAGGCGCGUACAACGACCAGCGUAAGGUCUGGGAGAUCCAGGGAAAAACAGUAUUGCCGAGAAAGGAAGCCAAGGACCUCAUAAAAGACCUCCAUAGAUGGACCCAAUUGAGACAUAAAAAGUUAAAGGCCCUACUGGACAGAGAGGAACUAACCUAUUUCAUAAUAGGACUGGACUCAUUAGCAAAACAAGCGACAGAAUCCUGUGUUCCUUGUGCAAAAGUAAAUCCAAAGUGUAUUAAAGUACCAGAGGGAGCAAGGAUGCGAGGGGCACGCCCGGGAACGAACUGGGAGGUGGACUUUACCGAGAUUCGUCCUGGUAGGUAUGGAAUUAAGUAUCUCCUAGUAUUUGUAGACACUUUUUCCGGCUGGACAGAGGCUUUUCCGGUAAAGAAGGAAACAGCGCAGGUGGUGGUCAAGAAAAUCUUGAAAGAAAUCUUUCCGCAGUUUGGCCUGCCUAAGGUACUGGGAUCCGAUAAUGGGCCGGCCUUUGUCUCCCGGGUAAGUCAGUUGGUGGCCAAGGUACUGGGGAUUGAUUGGAAAUUGCAUUGUGCGUACAGACCCCAGAGUUCAGGACAGGUAGAGCGCAUAAAUAGAACAAAAAAGGAGACCUUAACCAAAUUAAUGAUGGAGACUGGCGCUAGAGACUGGGUCGAGUUAUUACCAAUGGCCCUAUUCCGGGCCCGCAACAUUCCCUCCGCAUUCGGGUUAACUCCGUAUAAAAUAUUGUAUGGGGGUCCUCCCCCAAUAGCUGACUUGUUGGGGCCUAGCAUUGACUCUUAUGCCACUUCCCCCAGUCUGCAGACCCGACUGAGAGCUCUGCAGCUGAUUCAAAAGCACGUGUGGAAACCUCUAGCGGCAGUGUACCAAUCCAAGUGCCCUACAGUGCCACACCCGUUCCAGAUUGGAGAUUCAGUGUACGUCCGCAGACAUCAGUCCAGGACCCUCGAGCCGCGUUGGAAGGGACCCUACACGGUGCUGCUGACGACACCCACUGCAGUGAAGGUCGACGGGAUUGCCGCCUGGGUUCGCGCUUCCCACGUCAAGAAGGCACUGCCGGAGGGAGAAGGCCCCGCGGACGACUCAGCCAGAUGGACACUCCAGCACACUCAAAACCCCCUCAAGAUAAGACUUUUAAAAACUGCUUAAUGUUUGUAAUCAUUAGCCUGUCGCCUGUAUUGCUUAUGACUCACCCUAGUCUCACCCUAUCCAGCUCGUCCCUCUCAAACGCCCAUGCUCCGCAAAAGCUCACCUGGGAAGUGAUCUCCCCUUCGGGUAGCGUGGCCUGGUCAACCAGCGACACUCGGGUCCCAGGGACGUGGUGGCCUUCUCUCCACCCAGACGUAUGCCAGAUGGUCCUGGGGCUAGAUACCUGGGAUCUACCCGAUCAGGACAGCAUCCCUCUGAAUCCAACGAGUCUGGUCAGAGACAAUCUUCCCUCGGGAUGUAGAUACCGAAACCGAAAAUGCCGACUACGUCAUCUUAAAUUCUAUGUGUGCCCCAAGGAUGGUAGAAGGCGGGAUCAGAUCUUCCGGUGUGGGGGGCCGGAGUCCCUAUACUGUAAAAGUUGGGGGUGCGAAACUACAGGGGUAACAUACUGGGGGCCUUCCUCUGCGUGGGACUGGAUUACUGUACAGCGUAACUUCACUCCUGAGGGAAAAGAUCAGUGUUUACAACUCCUCCCGGAAGGCCGUGGGUCCACUUCCCCAUGUGCAAGUUCCCCUACGUGCAAUCCCCUUAAUAUUACCUUCACCGCCUCAGGAAAACAAUACGCAGCGCUGUCUAGUUGGAUAAAAGGGAGAAUCUGGGGAAUGCGCUAUUAUGUUCCUGGUGAAGAUUUUGGGUUUUGGUUCAAAAUUAGACUAAAAAUCACCUCUCCCGACCCCCUACUGGUGGGAUCUAACAGGGCUCUGGCCCCUGCCUACAGGCCGAGCCACCCCUGGUCUAAGACAACCUAGCAGCCGGCCUCUAAGGGAAUAGGCUCACCAACGCCGACCUCUAUGAGGACAGGCUCACCGGUUCCCCUUGUAAGUCUACCUGCAGGAGAGAGAACAAUGUCGCUAGUACGAGGCGCCUUUUCGGCAUUAAAUCAGUCUCACCCUAACCCCUGCUGGUUAUGCUUGUCCGCAAGCCCGCCCUACUAUGAAGGAAUAGCUGUAGUUGGGGCCUUCAACACCUCCUCGUCCCACCGACAGUGUCCUGCCGCUAACCCCGUAAUAACUUUGACAGAGGUCUCGGGAAGGGGAUCCUGUAUCGGGGACCCACCCUCGGCCUACCAGCGCCUCUGUAACAGCACCACCAACUCCUCCCGGGUGGACCGGAACUCGUACUUGGUGCCACCCCCCGGAACCUGGUGGGCAUGCUCACGCGGCGGCCUCACUCCCUGUGUGUCCACCACUGUUCUCAACAUGACCGGGGAUUUCUGUGUCCUGGUGGCAAUCGUCCCGAAGGUAAUUUACCACCCAGAAAACACACUUGAGGAGCAGUACGACAGCGCUAUAACUAGGUUCCAUAGAGAGCCAGCCUCCGUGACCCUAGCAGCUCUACUGAGCUUUGGGGUGGCAGCCGCUGGGCUGGGCACAGGGACAGCUGCCCUCACCCAGGGAAGCAGCGGGCUGGCAAUCCUUCAACAGGCGGUGGACGCGGACAUCAUGGAAAUAAAAUAGAACCUCCAACGAUUACAAGAGUCCCUCACCUCCCUCUCAGAAGUAGUGCUCCAAAAUCGCAGGGGCUUGGACCUGUUGUUCCUAAAAGAAGGAGGGCUAUGUGCUGCCCUCAAAGAAAAAUGCUGCUUCUAUAUAGACCACUCCGGAGUAGUAAAAGAUUCUCUAGCCAAACUAAGAGAGCGGCUGGAGAAGAGACGACGAGAAAGAGAACAGACUCAGAGCUGGUUUGAGGGAUGGUAUAACAGGUCGCCCUGGUUGACAACCUUGCUCUCCACCAUAGCGGGCCCCCUCAUUAUCCUGCUUCUAAUCCUGACCUUUGGGCCAUGCAUUAUAAACCGAUUACUCCAGUUUGUUAGGGAUAGGCUGUCCACCGUACAGGCAUUAGUCCUCACACAACAGUAUCAAGCCCUGGCCACCAGUGACCAUAUUAAAACCCCUCAUUAACGGGCACACAAUUUUAGGAUUAAAAUUAGUUCAAAGAGAAAAUGGGGAAAUGAAAGAAGCGGCUGUGAGCCACCAUAAAAGUAGCCUUAAUAAAAAAAAAAAAAUGGGGCUCCUGAGACAAACAGUUCCAGAGACGGCCUUGGGAAAUGGGGAGUAAACCGGUUCACAGAGAAAGCAGUUAGCUACUAACCAGAGAUACGGGCAACAGAACAUCCUGCUAUGUAGAUAAGCCCCCUCCCCUGUGCUUGUUCAAGCUUAACAACAACAACAAAAAAAAAAGCCGCGAGGCAUGUAGGGCACAUAGCCACCCCUUUCUGCUCUUCAAUGACCCCCUCCCCUUAUCCAAGCUUCCGUUUCUCCUCCUCCUCGACGACCUCCUCCCCUUGUAGUUGCCCAAUAAACUUACGCCACCCUAUGGUAUGUUAAUUUUGUGGUUUUGCCCCUUAAAAGCUGUGUGAGAUAGCUGCUCGGGGCUCCUCUCUCUUUCUCGCUGCUUGCGGCAGCAGAGGGCGCAUUUGCGCAAAUGAAAUAAAAUUACCUCCUGUUCUUUUG
Molecule: messenger RNA, 7100 nt
Organism: Oryctolagus cuniculus (rabbit)
Lineage: Eukaryota; Metazoa; Chordata; Mammalia; Lagomorpha; Leporidae
Source: RefSeq, a predicted model, not a curated record